CCUGCACACGAAUUCUAUUUAUAAUUAUCGUUUUCCGUAAAACGUGUAAUUUGAGCUGCGUCGCUUGCAAACUCUUACAACAGGUUCAAGUGCAUAGAAGAGAACGGCAGCCAUGGGAGCGUUUUCUAGUUUUUUCGUAUGUUUAGUUGUUAUUCUGGUAACGUUGGGCGGUAGCCAUGGUUACGAGUGCUGCACGAGCUACACGGACAUCAUCGGGACCUACCACCCCUCGCAGUUGUGCGCAGACUACUGCUGUUUGGACAUCAAUCCCACCGAAUUUAAGGUCUGCUGUGACGACCGGUCACGACAGGUUCCAUCCUCCCAAAGGGAUCAGGAUUCGUGUACAAAAGACUGGAUCGAGGAACACAUUUGGGUGCCAAUCGUUUGCGGCCUUGUUCUGCUUGGCCUGAUCGUGCUGCUGACCUGCUGCUGCUGUUGCGGAUGUUGCGCCUGCUGCCGUCGCAGCGGCAGUGGUGGGGUAGUGAUCCACUCAGCCGUACCACAGACCAGCGUGAUCAUGUCUACGCAGCAAACUACGAACGUCAUGCAUGCCGGGUACGAUCAGUAGCUCCGCGAACGUCCGGGGAAGUAAUACGUAGCCAAUGCUAACGGACGUUAUAUUGCAUUGUGCAAAGGGACGGAACUCGUAAUAUCUGGAAAAUAUGACUGCAUGACAAACAUGUCAAGUUAAUUAAUCCAUAACAAACAAUAGCUUAUGUAUUCUUGGUCAUAGUAAUAACAUUCUCUCAUUUACAUAUAAUACGAUAACGUAAGUAAAUGUAAUAAUUUCAAGCUCAACUUAUAUGUUCUUAUUGUUUUAAAUACUAGAGUUUGUAUUCAAAUGUAUAAAUACUAUUAUAUUGUUAUUCUUUUUAAGUUCCGAACUUUAACAUAACAAUGAACGCGUUGUGAUAUUACCCUGCACCAUAAUUAUGCUUACAUUAUAAUAAUGUAUUGUAAACAUGUACUUUUGUUUUAGAAACUUUACCAUGAAAAUAAUUUCAAGUAAUUAUUGUUUGCAUAUUUGUUUUUCAUUUUAUUAAAAAGUACAUCAACGUGUUUUUAAUUUAAAAACAAUAGGAUAUAUGUUCAAACAUGAAGACAAAUUGAUUGAAAAGAAAAACAAAAAUGUUCUUAUUUGUGCUGUCUAUUAUGUAGAAAAGAGUGAGAAAACGCCUGUUGUAUCAUGUCGUUUCUUAAUCUUUAACUCUCGCUAGUGGUUUGUUUGAGUCAUCUGAAUUUCAGUGUUGUGUAUGUAACAUUGUUUGAAAUUUACCCUUAUGAAUCUGCCCAUUUGUAUUCAGACCUCUUCUUACAUGUUCAUUUUAUAAAAGAUUUAAAGCACACGUUCAUAACAAUGUAAACAUUUGUUUUUCAUUGUAUUAAAAAGUACAUCAACGUGUUUUUAAUUUAAAAACAAUAGGAUAUAUGUUCAAACAUGAAGACAAGUUGAUUGAAAAGAAAAACAAAAAUGUUCUUAUUGGUGCUGUCUAUUAUGUAGAAAAGAGAAAAAGCCUGUUGUAUCAUGUAGUUUCUUAAUAUUUUACUCUCGCGAGUGGUUUGUUUGAGUCAUCUGAAUUUCAGUGUUGUGUAUGUAACAUUGUUUGAAAUUUACCCUUAUGAAUCUGCCUAUUUGUAUAUAGACCUCUUCUUACAUGUUUAUUUUAUAAAAGACUAAAAGCAAUAAAAGCACACGUUCAUAACAAUGUAAACAUUUGUACAGUAUCCGCAAUAUGAUGAAUGUACACUUAAAAAUCUUAAAUAUUUUUUAUAUCAUAAGUCUUGGACAGAAAACAACGCAUAUUAUAGUGAUUUUUUACACGUAUUUGUCACGUAAAACCAUCUAUGCAAUUCAUUUACUUAUUGAACACUGUCUUUAUUCAAUAUCACAGAACGUCUUGUUGUCUGUCCCUCUAAAUAAUGUUUAAGUCAACUGAAACGUUUAAGUGCCUUUAAGGUGUCUUUGUAUUAGGUACUCGGACCAUGUGCGGAUAGAUACUUAUACAUCGCCUUCUUAACUAUUGGUUUCACGACCAACACGUAGCUUUACUUACUUGUCCAUGUAUGUACAUUUAUCAAAGGGACCUGGCUAUGAGGAUUAAGAUUCUUUUGUAAUGUCUUUUUCUGUUAAUUGAUAAAGGUGUAAUUUUAUCGUUUGCAAAUACAUACACUUAGUAGAGUUAAAUGAUUGUACAUGGGGCAAAAUAUGUGUUGUACACUUAGUUUUAUUUUAACAGCUUUUAUUUUCUGUGCUUAUAGUACUAUUCUUUUUUCAUGUAUAUCCGUGUAAUAAAUUUCUCUAUAAAAGUA
Messenger RNA from Dreissena polymorpha, 2310 nucleotides. RefSeq lists its product as uncharacterized. NCBI's taxonomy places the organism in Eukaryota, Metazoa, Mollusca, Bivalvia, Myida, Dreissenidae. The record is from RefSeq and is a predicted model, not a curated record. Bases 113 to 568 code for a protein of 151 amino acids. The transcript is spliced from 4 exons.